This is a messenger RNA of Eremomyces bilateralis CBS 781.70, 1345 nucleotides long. RefSeq lists its product as uncharacterized. The record is from RefSeq and is a predicted model, not a curated record. The transcript is spliced from 3 exons. Bases 413 to 1207 code for a protein of 264 amino acids. NCBI's taxonomy places the organism in Eukaryota, Fungi, Ascomycota, Dothideomycetes, Eremomycetales, Eremomycetaceae.
UACGAUGUUCCACGGGCAUUUAUCUCAAGACAUCGUAUGUUUUCUGGAGUUCCAUCUUGGGUGCCCUGACGAACUGGUGGCUAGCUGAGCUGUAUAGCCAGCAAUGAAUUCUACAGAGUAAGUGUUAUUUCUCUAAUUUGGAUAUCGUCGUCCGACAAGUUGGAAUAGUCACACUCCCAGGACGUGUAGCUGGAUUCUAUACCAAUUGGCACUGAGUAUAAUAAAGACUGGAUAGCCCUUGGAUUCUCAGAGUCAUGUAUUGCUUGACUCUUUGCUUCCCCAGUUCGCAAAUCAUUCCUUAGAGUUGUCUCAUAUGGCAUCAUUGACUGAUUGUCUGCCGUAACCACUAUCCUCUAUACGAGAAGAUUGAACCACGACCGACUCCUAAGGUAUUUUCUAGGUUCUGGUCGCGAUGCAUUCAUUCCCGUCUCUUGCCUUUGCACUAUUCACUGUAUCCUCCUCUGCUCUACCACUCCUAAGUAACUUGGCCUUCUAUACAUUACCAAGGCGUUCACCGGCGUACGGAGGCGUUAGCAGAGUGGUGAACACCGCGUCCUCGCGCUGGUAUAGUGCGGAUACCUAUUCAGGUGCUUCCUGGGGAGGCACCUACCAAUAUCAGUGUUUCGGGGGUGACAUUUCAAAAUAUCCGACUCUUCACCAAUGGCUGUCUUUCGACAAUCUGCUGCAGAUCAACCGUCCAGCUCUGGCUCUGACGAACACGGAAGACCAAAUCGGCUACAUCCGCGAUGGGAUUAUUGCGGUUGCGGAAGAGUCUAUUGUUGAUCCACGCGUCAUUCUUGUGGUGAUGAUGCAGGAGUCCACUGGCAGAGCCAACUCACCCUGCACAGGAGGUCAUAACUGCGGCCUCAUGCAAGCUAACCGCGGAAGUACGUCGUUUGACUCAUCGCAGCCAAGACAGAGCAUCAAGCAAAUGAUUGCGGAAGGGAUUCAGGGUACUACGGAAGGACCUGGGUAUGUGCAGUACCUGAACAACGAUGCAUCUUACUCGUAUACCAACAACCGCUGGCCUAACAACCCAUUUGCCGCGGCACGUUGUUAUAAUUCCGGGCGGAUCGAUCCUUCUGGAAACCUCGAUAUUGCCUCGUAUGGUUCAAUGAGGAGCUAUGUGAAUGACGUUGCAAAUCGGCUGCUUGGUUGGACUGGACAUGAUACAGGGUCAGCGCAGGCGCAAUGUGGUUUAUCAUAAAACUGAGAAGAGAUUUUGAUGAGUGGAUGACAUGAACAAUGACUAGUACAGAAAUAAAUGCUAAGAUCAUAGGGUAGUUCCCUGGAAAUAGGUGUACAAGAUACUGCAGAUGAAUAGCUUAUGACCCGAAUUAAUGGU